Messenger RNA from Bipolaris maydis ATCC 48331, 1323 nucleotides. NCBI's taxonomy places the organism in Eukaryota, Fungi, Ascomycota, Dothideomycetes, Pleosporales, Pleosporaceae. The record is from RefSeq and is a predicted model, not a curated record.
AUGCCCUCCGACCUGAGACCCUCCCUCGAGCGCCCCGAUGGCCGCGCCAACUCCCCUCUGCUGGGGCGCAAGACCGAGGACGACACCGUCGACGAGGGUCUGCUGAGCAGGAGCACACACCACUUCCACGAGCGAGACCCAGAGACACAGGCAAAGCUCGAGACACGGAGAAAGUACACGUAUGCUGCCUUCCUGCUGGCCCUGAGCCUCAUCAGCUUUACCGUGCAGACGGAGACGGCUGUGUACAUCCAGCACCAGCUCAAAUGGGAGAAGCCAUAUUGCAUGCUGUACAUGACCCAUGGCUCCUGGGUUGUGCUGUGGCCUGCAACUCUCGCCCUGCUCCGUUUCCAGCAUUGGAGCGAGCCCUGGCCGACAUUUUGGCGCAGACACGUCCACGUUCUGCGUCAGACGGCCCUCAUGGUCCAGCACCAGACGCUCCACCCCACGCCUCGGCAAUCCCAAGUCUCACCCGUCCAGUACAUGGUGAAGAUGACGGCUUUCAUUACAUGUGCUUUGACUCUUGCAGGAGGCAGUUGGUAUGUCGCAGUCAACAUGACGACUGCCAGCGACCUGACGGCCAUUUACAACUGCUCUGCCUUCUUCGCCUACGCCUUCAGCAUCCCCAUCCUCCACGAAAAGGUGCGCGCGAGCAAGGUCUUGGCCGUCGCCAUUGCCAUUGCAGGCGUCUUUGUUGUAGCAUACGGCGACCAGGCGCCCGCAAAGCACGGCUCCCAGUCUGGCGGCGGGGCCGGCGGCGACAAGGCGCCGCCUUCACAAGAAGCCGAGAACCGCGCUUUUGGCAACUUGGUCAUUGGCGUCGGUAGUGUCUUGUAUGGUCUCUACGAGGUCUUGUACAAGCGACUGGCUUGUCCGCCAGAGGGCGCUGCACCAGACAAGGGUGUCAUCUUUGCAAAUCUGUUUGGUAGCUUGAUUGGCACAUUUACCUUGAGUGUGCUGUGGAUUCCAUUACCAUUGCUCCACUGGCUGGGCUGGGAAAUAUUCGAGCUGCCCAAAGGAGAGCAAGCAUGGAUGAUGGCUAUUAGUGUUUUGGCAAAUGCCACCUUCUCUGGCGCUUUCCUCGCCCUCAUUUCCCUUACGUCCCCUGUCCUCUCCUCGGUCGCGGCACUCCUUACUAUUUUUAUCGUUGCGCUUGUUGACCAGUUGCUUCCUCCGCCACUCAACUCGCCACUUACGCCUGCCGCUAUUGUCGGCGGUCUUUUAAUCAUUGGGGCUUUUAGUCUCUUGUCCUGGGCUUCGUACAAGGAAAUGGAUGAGGAGCGGAGGCAUAAACUUGAAGAGGCUCCUAGCGAGUUGGACGAUUAG